AGAAUUCUGCACAUUUGUGGUAAAAUUGUAGAUGCAACGUAUAUGAAAGCAAACAUCCGUAUGUCGAAAGUGGACGCGUUGCUUUAAAAUUCACUCUCGCCGCUUUCUUAACGAAGGGUAUACAUGGAGGCGUUCAUCUAGUAUUACACGUCUAGAUGUAUGUAUAUGUGUGUGGGUGUUUGCGCUACACACAGUAGAAUAAGAGAAUUCACAAAAACAUGCAUAUAGUUGAUGAGAGAUAGAGACACACAUACACACACACACAUACACAUACACAUACACGACAAGCAAACAAAAUUGUGCGCGUACAAUCAGUAAGACGCCACGCCUCCACGAACCGAAGCUGAACGGUUGGAACCCGAAGUGACCACUCGACCGUCGUAUUUUUUGAACGUAAGAAGGACAGACAAAGAUAAGGAAUAUCCUGUUUGCGAAGAAAGAAAUGGCGGACGAUCCUAAUACUUGGAAAUGAGAUGUUAUAUUUAUUCUACAGAAAAGUAUCGCAAAUCGGCAAAUGCGGCAUGUGCCAGAGUACACGAGGAGCGCCGUCUGCCAACACGACCUGCCGCCCGUUGAGCACCUACAUAUUUAGCCUGGAAUCCUCGACCGUCAUAAAGAAAAAACUUGGCUCUAAAUGGCAUCACAUCGUAAUCUAUAUUUGAUCACAAGUUGAACAUUCAACGUUAUGUCCUGUUGCGAGGGAGUCGAUAGUAUCGAACGUUCUCCUGGCACUGGUUGUUGUGGAACGAAGUGUACGGUCGAAUCAAGUGGAUGUUCCACUUUAGAAUCUCGUAUUCGUUCUUGCCAUUGUCAAAAUAACGUCGGUUGUUUGGAUCGUAAUGAUUGUGGCGGAUUUCGUCCUAGCGGUACUGCAGCUACAGGCGCAUGUCCAGGACCGUGUCAAUGCUUAGAGGAGGAAAUCUGGAAUAGUAACGUUCCACCUAAGCCGAAUUGCGAGUGGUUAAGCAACUUCUCUGAGCUCCGACGGCAGUGGAGCAAUCAUGCUCGUCAACAGAACUGCAAGUGUUGCAACUGUCGAUCAUGUAGAACUGUCGCCCCCUGUCGACCGUGCUUACCGACAACGCUUUGCACUUCCGGCUUCGCCGUACCUUCAUCGGACUGUCAGGAUUAUUGCGAGGAUCAUCGUUUAGCCGGUGGUGCAAACGAUAAAAGAGAUUUAAGUCCAGUGGAAUCAACAUCCUCGAGGGAGUCUCGUAAUGUUCGAAGAGAAGCCGGGGGUGGUUGUCCGCCACCAGGAUGCGGUCGAUCCUGCCAAACGGCACGCUGUCGAUCACCUAGUACGGAUCGUUCCUCUUCGUGCUCUUGGUGUCCUACGUCCGUACAGCGCCCUUCUUCUCCAUGUAAACCAUCGACUCUUUGUCAACCCUGUGCUCCUUCACCAAAGUCCAUCUUAAAAAAGCGAAGCUGUUGUCAGUGCGCAACCGGUUAUUGCAUGUGUCAACCGAUGCCACGGAACUGUAAUUGUCCUCCUCCGAUCCAAAUUGAUGCUCGAGCAGAACGAGAUUGCACUUGCGACUGUCCUUCCUCUCCGGAAUGUGCAUGUCCACCGAGCGAACGAAGAUUUCCUAGAACAAUAGUGAAAUGUCCCAACGCCAGAUUAUGUUGUCCAUUGCCGCGAUUACCGCCCGGUCCAAAGUGUCACUGCGAUCGCUGUCAGCCCUGUUUACCGGCACCUUGUGAUCCCUGUACUUCCAGCAUCUGUCGGAAUGUCAUUCCAAAAGCGAAUCCCUGUUGUCCAAGUUCACCGUGUCCACCGCGUUCCCCUUGCCGUCCUAAAUCUCCUGAUCUUCAACCUUGUCGCUUGCCGUCACCUUGUCGUAAAUCAACGCAACGAUAUUGUCUCGGAAGGAAUUCUUGUCGUGAUGAUACUUACAAUGCAUGUCCACGUGCUGCGAAUGAUAGACGAUCGUCGGGAACCUGCGGAGGAACAGGUCAGUCUUCGACGAUUCGUCGUAGACGGGCAGGCGGUGAUAGGCGUGAAGAAAUAUUUGCAACGAAAUUCAAGGACGAGUCAAUAAGCACGAACGAUCACGAGGGUGAACCGCGAAAUCCUUUCUUAUCGGGAUACUGUGAGAAAGCCGACGAUAGAGAAUGCGAACGCGAGGGUGGGGGUUGUUCGUAUGAACUGGAUUUGCUUGAUUGUCGUCGACAUAUCGACAGGUCUGACGAAAUUCGAUCGGACAAUGCUUUCAAUCAUACUUCCAGCUUGAAUACAGUUAGUUGCUCUGCUUAUCAACGUCGCGACGAAUCCGUUCAAGCGAGAUUCGAUAUUGAUUACGAUUAUUCUCGUGAAUUAGCUUCAAUCGAUGAUUCAUCUUGUCAUCGUCGCCAUUAUCAUGAUCCAAAUAGUACGUGCAAUUCUUCUUGCACAAAAUCUUUUCAGGAUUGUUUACAAUGUUGUUGCGGUCGGGAUGAAAUUGGAUGCGAUCUUUACUGCGAUUAUUGUUGUUCUUUUAAGGAUGAACCAAGAUGUUGUUGCGCACCAGAUGGGAAUGGCUGCGAUAAAACGUGCAAUUAUUGUUGUGCGUUUAAUGAUUCCAACAUGAUUAUUGUCGAUAACAUUUCGGCCAUGAAAGACGAGCGAAAGGAUGUUUCAAACGUUAUCUCGAACGGUGAUGAUUAAUGAUGAUAAUCGAUGAAUAGAAGAAAAUAACAAGGGUGCAAUAUAGAAACAGCCUAAUGUCGCUUCGUGAAUGUUGUUAUUGUUGCACGUAUACGCGUAAAUAUGUUUUUAUCCAUUUGCGGACAAUAUUGAUUAUCCGAUAUUUUUUUGUACGUGAAGUUUAUUUAUUUAGAUAUUUUUGACAAAAAUUAUUUUAUUACACACAUAAACGUAUAUCUCUAACGAGACUGUACAUGCAUAUAAACACUGUCCGUUAAUGGAUUAAAGAACGUGCAAGGAGUGAACUAUGCAUCAAUUCAAAUUUGAAAUUAAAGUCUAUUACCGAAGAAAGUUGGAUUCAAUUUUAAUUCGAUUAGUCUUUCCUAUAAUCAUAAUUCCGAUGCAUUGCAUUUAAAAGACGUGCAGACUCGUCCUUGCACGCGCUCAAGUGAGAUAGACAUUUACUUGUAUCCUUGUCUGUGUCUCACCAAAGGGCCAAUGUGACACGUGGUGUGGUGGGUCCGGUAGGUGGAGAUAACACGAUGAUGAUAACAUGGAGCACAAGCGCACAGACCUGUCGGUGCAAUUGGAAGAAGAGAGACGUGUCCUGCAAGGACAUCUUCUCUUACAU
Molecule: messenger RNA, 3254 nt
Organism: Vespa mandarinia (Asian giant hornet)
Lineage: Eukaryota; Metazoa; Arthropoda; Insecta; Hymenoptera; Vespidae
Source: RefSeq, a predicted model, not a curated record